AUGAAUUUUAGAAAACCAGAUAAUACCGCCGAUUUAAUUGACAGUAUAAUUAAUAGCGAAAAUGGAAAAGUUCAAAAAUAUAUUUUAGAAAGAAAACGAAAGGAAAAAGAAUUUUUGGAGAAAAAGGAAAACAUCAAAAAACAAAACUUAAUGGCUCCGAAAUUAAAUCAAAUGUUUGUUAAAAAUAAAAAUGAUGAUGAUAAAUUAAUUAAUGAAACUGUUGGCCUAAGAACAGUUCAUGAAUAUAAAAAAAUAAAGGAUAAAAUUUUUAGUAAGGAAAAGGAUACAACAUAUAAUGAAAUUUCUAAAGAUACUAAACAUAAAAAACAUACCAAUUUUAAAUUGUCUUUUUGCUCCGAUGAUGAUGAAGAAGAAGACGAAGAUAAAAACGACGAAAAAAAAUCAGAAACCCCAAAAAAUAAAUCAGAUGAAAUUUCUUCAGAAAAAGAACAAAACGAACAAGAAAAAACGGAAAAAUCUCCUAACGAAACUGAACAAAUUAACAAAAAUUAUAAUGAUAAAAUUUUACAAAAAGGAAAAAGUGAUAAUACAGAAAAUAAAAGCAAACCAAAAAAUGAAGAAGAAAAUGAAUUCAAAAAAAUUAUGAAAGACCCUACUGUAAACACAUCCUUUUUAAAAGAUAAGGAUAGAGAUAGAAAAAUAGAAUUAAAAAAAAAAGAGUUGAGAGAAUUAUAUUUCAAAUUAGAAAACGAGCAAAAGGAAAAAGACAUCGAAGUUACAUAUUCAUAUUAUGAUGGUUCUGGUCAUAGAAGAAAAAUAUUGAUUAAGCAAAAAAAUACUAUAGGACAAUUUAUAAAUAAAUGUGUAGAUAAUUUAAAACAUGAAUUUACAAAUUUAAGAUCCGCAUCAUGUGAAACAUUAAUGUUUGUAAAAGAAGAUCUUAUUCUUCCAAAUUAUUUAACCUUUUAUGAACUAAUUAAAAAUAAAGCUCAAGGAAAAACAGGCCCAUUGUUUUCUUUUGAUGCUGUAGAAGAUUUGUCGGGAAUUACGAACAUAAGAAAGAACAAGACUGAUACUCAUGCAGGGAAACUAGUAGAACGAAAAUGGUAUGAAAGAAAUAAACAUAUAUUUCCGGCUUCAAAAUGGGAAAUUUAUAAGCCCUUAACAAAUUAUGGAACUAACUAUAAAGAUUUAUUUAACAAUUUGUCGUAA
Molecule: messenger RNA, 1173 nt
Organism: Plasmodium berghei ANKA
Lineage: Eukaryota; Apicomplexa; Aconoidasida; Haemosporida; Plasmodiidae
Product: XAP-5 DNA binding protein, putative
Exons: 2
Coding region: 1-1173 (390 amino acids)
Biological process (GO): chromatin organization
Cellular component (GO): nucleus
Source: RefSeq, a predicted model, not a curated record